This is a messenger RNA of Pocillopora verrucosa, 4309 nucleotides long. The record is from RefSeq and is a predicted model, not a curated record. NCBI's taxonomy places the organism in Eukaryota, Metazoa, Cnidaria, Anthozoa, Scleractinia, Pocilloporidae.
AUGGUCGACACUGCAAAUAGCACAAAUCCAAGAGCGGGGGCGGGUGUUCUAUCCGUUCUGUUUUUUUUUUGGAUGAAUGACGUGUUGAAACUGGGAAAUAAGAGGUCGCUCAGUGAUCAAGAUCUGCUCCCUCUACUUGAAGACCAAAGAGCUGAACUUCUCGUAGGAAAAGCGGAAAAGAAUUGGCUCAGAGAAUUAGAGGAAAGGCAAUUAAGAAACAAGAAACCACGCCUAUGGAAGGCAUUGGUUGCCAUUAUUCCUUGGAGAUCAGCUAUGACAAUGUUAACUUUGCAAGUUCUCAGGUCUCUGAGUUUUUCCCUGCUGCCAUUAUGUCUGUGGCUUUUGUUAAAAGUUUUAAACGAUGGAUCAGAACUAAACACGAAGUUCGCGUUUUCUUACGUGGCACUCUUAGGUGCAAUGAGUGUGGUACAAGCUGUCACAACACAACACUAUGACUACCUUACAGAGCUGUGGGGACUGAAAUUAAAAGUGGCGUUAAUAGGACUUGUUUACAAAAAGGUUGUUUCAUUGGAUCGUUACAGCCUUGUAAAUACAGCAUCUGGAAACACUAUAAAUCUGGUAUCAAAUGACGCACAGAAAAUAGAAAAGUCUCUGAACCAAAUGGGCAUGGUGUUAUCUGCUCCGUUAGAGCUCGUGAUCAGUAUUCUGAUCUUAUGGUACCUGGUCGGUUGGGAGGCUCUCACUGGUGCUGGUAUGUUUUUCUGUCUCGUGGCGUUUCAAGUUUUAUUGGCGAAAAAAGCUGCCAGCCUAAGCGAGAAAGCAGCUUCUUUUACAGACGAGCGGCUGAUGGUAAUGAAUGAAAUUAUCUCUGGAAUACGUGCAGUAAAGAUGUAUGCCUGGGAGUGGAAUUUUAGAGACCUUGUUCAUGACCUUCGCAGAAAGGAGAUGUCCGUUAUACGCUUAAAAGGUGUCAUAGUCGCCAUCUUAGUCGUUUUGUACUUCACAACACUUCCGAUCGCCUCUCUCAUCUCGGUAGUAACAUUGGCGUUUACGGGGACACAGUUAUCUGCAUUUACGGUAUUUACUCUGCUUUUGGGCUUAACAACAAUCAGGGCGACAUUUUGCUACAAUUUGAGUAUGUCUAUGCAAAUGGUCGCAGAUGCUGUAGUCGCACUGAAUAGAAUUCAGAUGUUUCUUGAAGAACAGAUACCUAAAUAUGUUGCAAAACCUGAAGGAUCCCGAGAAAACGAUGAUCGGCUUUUGACAAAGGAAAGAGUUAGAAAAUAUGGAUUAGUAAAUCCUAUCUUCACUCUCCAGGAAAGUGAUACUCACCCUAGGGGAACCCAAGAUCAAAAAAAUAACGGGCUCUCGACAGACCACAUGAACUUUGAGGACGAGCGCCCUGAGAGCUCGAAAAGUAAUCUACCGGAGUGGCUCACUACUCAUGGAUCUGUUGGAGAACAUCAAGGAAAUGCCUCUCACUUUAAAACGCCGUGCCUCUCCAUCACUGAUGUUUCUUGCUCUUGGAACCAAAAGGAUCUACCCAAUACCUUAACUGGCAUUACUUUAGACAUCAUGAGUAGCAAAAUCCUCGCUAUAAUAGGUGAAGUUGGAAGUGGAAAGUCAACCCUGUUACAAGCUGUCCUUGGAGAACUACCUCUCCACGAGGGAAUUAUUUCUUAUCAAGGCAAGAUAGCCUAUGCUGCUCAAGUACCGUGGGUAUUCUCUGGAACCAUAAGAGAGAACAUUUUGUUUGGACUUCCAUUUGACGAGCAGAAGUUUCAACAUGUUGUAGAUGUAUGCGGUUUGACCAAAGAUUUUACGGAUCUCGUCCAUGGCGAUCUCACAGAGAUCGGAGAGCGAGGAGCAACCCUCAGUGGUGGUCAGAAAGCGCGGGUGGGAUUAGCUCGAGCAGUUUAUUCAGAUGCCGAUAUUUACUUACUUGAUGAUCCAUUAAGUGCAGUGGAUACUAAAGUGGGAAGGAAACUUUUCGAGGGCUGUAUUUGUAAUCAUUUGUCUGGCAGCAUACGUUUAUUAGUCACUCACCAGCUGCAACAUUUGAAAGGUCUGGAUCACAUCGCUGUGAUGAAAAAUGGCUCAAUCAUCAAUGAGGGAACCUUCACGGAACUUAAACAAGACGAGAUAUUUUCUGAUCUUGAAGAAUCAUUCAAGCACCAUGGGCCCGAGCAGAGACGAAAAAGCUCGCUGAGUCACUUUCAAUGUAACAAAGAAGGACAUUUCGCGUGGAUGACGAACCGACGUCUAUCAUUGGUUUCACCUACUUUCUUGAAAACUGCAGAUGACUUCCCAAAUAGCUCAAGAAGAGUAACUAUGUUUGAUUUAAGGGGUACAAAGCCCCAAAGAAAAUUGUCCACCUCAAAUGUUCUCGCAAAAUGCAAAGGUAACAAAGAAACAAGCAUCUUGGAAUUUGAAGAAAAUUUGAUGUCUGGCACUGUCACCUGGCGACUUUAUUGGAAAUAUUUCAAGGAGGGUCUGCCACUGCCCAUGAUCUUGGUUCUUGCAGUUUCCUUGAUAGCAGCACAAGUUUCCCUAAUAGUUCCAAACUGGUGGUUGGCUAAAAUUGCAGAGAUGUCAUAUGAAAAGCAGAAAGUCGUGGACAUCCAUGUUAUUUACGCCAUUCUGGUUGCUGUGUCAAUCAUUAUCAUGACAGCAUCGUCUUUCUUGCUCUACUACAUUCUCCUAAAAGCGUCCGAAACCCUGCACAACAAAAUGACCAUAGCGACAAUCAAGGCUCCUGUGUUCUUUUUCGACACAAACCCAGCUGGUCGUAUCCUCAAUCGAUUCUCCAAAGAUGUUGGCUGCAUGGACUACGUUUUACCGCCUCUGUUCUUGGAAGCCAUCAAGUUUUCCUUAUUCUCGCUAUGUACUGUUUUGGUUCCUGCUGCAACAAACUACUGGCUUUUCUUGGCCUUGCUUCCAAUCAUUGCGAUAUUUGGCUAUUAUGCGCGUUAUCAGUUGAAGUCUUCACGAGGAAUGAAAAGGAUCGAGGCAGUCAAGUGCAGCCCUGUAUACUCACAUAUCACAGACACCCUAAAUGGACUUGAAAUAAUUCACACUUCAAAUAUGGACGACGCCUUUAUACAAAAAUUUUACAGGUAUCAGGACGAGAACACACAAGCUUUCAUCAUGGUGAUAUCAUGCACCCGCUGGUUGAGUAUUCGCUUGGAUCUAAUGUCCAGUUUGUUUAUUACGAUUGUCGCAUUAACUGCUAUUUUGGUCGUAGAAAAUCCUGUACUAGCUGGACUCGCUUUAACGUACGUACUGCAAUCUCUGGAUAUCACACAAUAUUCUGUACGCCUGGCCUCAGAAGUAGAAAAUCUGAUGACAUCAGUUGAGCGAGUGAUGUCAUAUGCAAAGAUUGGCUCUGAGCCCGGUUACAGCAUUGAAACCCGUCCCCCUCAGUCAUGGCCCGGCAAAGGAAGCCUGAAAAUAAAGCAACUUUCUUUAGCCUACCAUGAAGGCGGACCUUGUGUAUUAAAGAACAUCACCUUUAACACCUGUGAGAAGGAAAAGAUUGGAGUUGUGGGUCGAACUGGCGCUGGAAAGUCAUCUCUGGUGUCUGCUUUGUUCCGUAUGCCAGAACCCUCAGGGAAGGUGUUCAUCGAUGACGUUGACAUUACGUCUAUCAAUCUCCAGGAGGCUCGGCGGUCCAUGGUCGUUAUAACGCAAGAUCCAGUGCUCUUUGCCGGAACAUUGAGAAGGAACUUGGAUCCAUUCAUAGAGCACACAGAUGCAGAGCUCUGGAUGGUGUUGGAAGAAGUGCAGUUGAAAGCUCUUGUGGAAGAUCUCCCAGGUCUGCUCGAAUUCAAACUGAAAGAAUCCGGAGCAAACUUCAGCGUUGGUGAGAGGCAGCUGAUCUGUUUGGCUCGAGCUCUGGUCCAGAAGAGCAAGAUCAUCGUCAUGGAUGAAGCCACUGCCAAUGUGGAUUUCAAGACUGACCGACUGAUCCAGCAGGUUAUUCGUCACAAGUUUAAAGACUCCACGGUGCUUACCAUUGCUCAUCGUCUGAACACCAUCAUGGACUAUGACAAGGUUCUAGUUCUUGAUGGUGGACGAGUAGUGGAGUUUGACAAACCCGAAGUGUUGAUGAGAAACGGUGGAAUAUUCGCUGAAAUGGUGAAGAGCCAGACCCAGAGCAGCGAAACUCAAAACUGAUUCUCGUUGUCUGGUUUCCAUUUUUCUUUUCUUUUUUUACUUAAGCAAUUGAAGAAUUUUCUUCUAUGCUUUGUGCCGGAAGCCUACACGGCAGAACCUUAUUCUUUCGCAAGGAAUUUUUUUUCACAUUUUACUCGAGGAUACUCUGUUAGUAAUCAUUUGUUUCACUCGA